Molecule: messenger RNA, 5194 nt
Organism: Salvelinus namaycush (lake trout)
Lineage: Eukaryota; Metazoa; Chordata; Actinopteri; Salmoniformes; Salmonidae
Product: UDP-N-acetylglucosamine--peptide N-acetylglucosaminyltransferase 110 kDa subunit
Exons: 22
Coding region: 344-3508 (1054 amino acids)
Biological process (GO): protein O-linked glycosylation
Molecular function (GO): protein binding; protein N-acetylglucosaminyltransferase activity
Source: RefSeq, a predicted model, not a curated record
UCUCGAGAGUCGCUUUGUUGAAGACGAAGCAGCACUUCAUGGUUGCGAAUUUGAAGGAAUAAUUAUUUGAGUCCCGUAGCAGUACGUUGAUUGUUAGCAGUUAAACGUAUAUAUUACAAGGACAGUAAAUCGCUUAUGAGCUAGCCAACUGUUGAAAAGAGAGUGGCUUUCUUCUUGACUAGCUAGCAUUGACUCUGGUUAGCAUAGCUAGGCUAACAGCUUUAGCUAGCAACAGCUCUAGAAACGUCGACCAAUCGACGCAUAUAAUUAAACGUUUCUCUUAAUUUGAUAUUAUCAAACCACAACACUGACGACCACCGUGCAAGACUCGAAGACCGAGGAGAUGGCGAGCUCCGUGGGAAACGUGGCUGACAGCACAGAACCGACAAAACAACGUAUGCUUUCCUUCCAAGGGUUGGCCGAGCUGGCGCACCGGGAAUACCAGUCGGGUGACUUUGAGGCUGCCGAGCGCCACUGUAUGCAGCUGUGGAGGCAGGAGCCCGACAACACGGGCGUGCUACUGCUGCUCUCCUCCAUCCACUUCCAGUGUCGCAGGCUCGACAGAUCUGCCCACUUCAGCACCUUGGCCAUCAAGCAGAAUCCUAUGCUGGCUGAGGCCUACUCCAACCUGGGCAACGUGUACAAGGAGCGCGGCCAGUUGCAGGAGGCUAUAGAGCACUACCGCCACGCCCUGCGGCUGAAACCAGACUUCAUCGACGGGUACAUCAACCUGGCAGCAGCCCUGGUGGCAGCGGGGGACAUGGAGGGCGCCGUCCAGGCCUACGUCUCAGCCCUACAGUACAACCCUGAUCUGUACUGUGUCCGCAGCGACCUGGGGAACUUGCUCAAAGCCCUGGGGCGUUUGGAAGAGGCUAAGGCGUGUUACCUGAAGGCUAUUGAGACUCAGCCUAACUUUGCGGUGGCUUGGAGCAACCUGGGUUGUGUGUUCAACGCCCAGGGAGAGAUAUGGUUGGCCAUACACCACUUUGAGAAGGCUGUGACUCUGGAUCCCAACUUCCUGGAUGCCUACAUCAACUUGGGCAACGUUCUGAAAGAGGCUCGCAUCUUUGACAGAGCGGUGGCUGGCUACCUGCGUGCCCUCAGCCUGAGCCCCAACCACGCAGUCGUCCACGGCAACCUGGCGUGCGUCUACUACGAGCAGGGUCUUAUCGACCUGGCCAUCGACACGUACCGCCGUGCCAUCGAGCUGCAGCCCCACUUCCCCGACGCCUACUGUAACCUGGCCAACGCCCUCAAGGAGAAGGGCAAUGUAAGGAAGAACACGGUGUCCGAAGCUGAGGAGUGUUACAACACGGCCCUGCGUCUGUGUCCCACCCACGCAGACUCUCUCAACAACCUGGCCAACAUCAAGAGGGAGCAGGGCAACAUCGAGGACGCCGUCCAGCUCUACAGGAAAGCCCUGGAGGUGUUUCCAGAGUUUGCAGCGGCCCACUCUAACCUGGCCAGCGUUCUGCAGCAGCAGGGGAAACUCCAGGAGGCCCUCAUGCACUACAAGGAGGCCAUCAGAAUCAGCCCUACGUUUGCUGAUGCCUACUCCAACAUGGGCAACACUCUGAAGGAGAUGCAGGAUGUCCAGGGGGCUCUACAGUGUUACACCAGAGCCAUCCAGAUCAACCCUGCCUUCGCUGAUGCUCACUCUAACCUGGCCUCCAUACACAAGGACUCUGGUAACAUCCCAGAAGCCAUUGCUUCAUACCGUACAGCCCUGAAACUGAAGCCUGACUUCCCUGAUGCCUACUGCAACCUAGCACACUGCUUGCAGAUUGUGUGUGACUGGACAGACUAUGAUGAUCGUAUGAAGAAGCUGGUGAGCAUCGUGGCUGACCAGUUGGAUAAGAACCGGCUGCCCUCGGUGCACCCCCACCACAGCAUGCUGUACCCCCUCUCUCACGGCUUCCGCAAGGCCAUCGCUGAGAGGCACGGCAACCUCUGUCUGGACAAGAUCAAUGCGCUCCACAAGCCGGCCUUUGAGUACCCCAAAGACCUGAAGGCCAGCGCGGGUCGUCUGAGGGUGGGAUAUGUCAGCUCUGACUUCGGGAACCACCCCACCUCCCACCUCAUGCAGUCCAUCCCCGGCAUGCACAACUCUGAGAAGUUUGAGGUGUUCUGCUAUGCCCUGAGCCCAGAUGACAACACCAACUUUAGGGUUAAAGUAGUGGCCGAGGCCCAUCACUUCACUGACCUGUCACAGCUCCCGUGUAACGGUAAGGCAGCAGACAGGAUCCAUCAGGAUGGACUCCACAUCCUGGUCAAUAUGAACGGCUAUACCAAAGGAGCCCGCAACGAGCUGUUUGCCCUGCGCCCCGCUCCCAUCCAGUGUAUGUGGCUGGGCUACCCAGGGACCAGCGGAGCUCCCUUCAUGGACUACAUUGUGUCAGACAAGGAGACGUCCCCCUUCGAGGUGGCAGAGCAGUACUCUGAGAAACUAGCCUACAUGCCACACACCUUCUUCAUUGGAGACCACGCUAACAUGUUCCCCCACCUCAAGAAAAAGGCGGUGAUUGACUUCAAGUCUAACGGCCACAUCUUUGACAACCGCAUCGUUCUGAAUGGUAUCGACCUCAAGGCCUUCCUGGACAGCCUGCCUGACGUCAAGGUGGUCAAGAUGAAGUGUUCCAUUGGGGAGAGUGGCGCAGCAGAAACCAACGGGGCUCUGUCCAUGCCCGUCAUCCCCAUGAACACAGCCGCUGAGGCCAUCAUCAACAUGAUCAACCAGGGACAGAUACAGGUCACCAUCAACGGAUUCACCGUCAGUAAUGGACUGGCCACCACACAGCUCAACAACAAGGCGGCUACAGGAGAGGAGGUUCCUCGUACCAUCGUGGUGACAACCCGCUCCCAGUACGGGCUGCCUGAGGACUCCAUCGUCUACUGCAACUUCAACCAGCUCUACAAGAUCGACCCUCCCACCCUGCAGAUGUGGGCCAAUAUCCUGAAACGUGUUCCCAACAGUGUUCUGUGGUUGCUGCGUUUCCCUGCGGUGGGCGAGCCCAACAUCCAGCAGUACGCCCAGAACUUCGGCCUGCCCGGCUCCCGUAUCAUCUUCUCUCCCGUGGCGCCCAAGGAGGAACACGUGAGACGGGGCCAGCUGGCCGACGUGUGUCUGGACACGCCACUCUGUAACGGACACACCACCGGCAUGGACGUCCUCUGGGCCGGGACACCCAUGGUUACAAUGCCAGGUGAGACCCUGGCGUCACGCGUGGCAGCCUCUCAGCUACAGUGUCUGGGUUGUCCUGAGCUUAUCGCCCACACCAGACAGGAAUAUGAGGACGUGGCUGUCAAACUGGGCUGCGACAUGGAAUAUCUGAAGAUGAUCCGGUCCCGUGUGUGGAAGCAGCGUAUCUGCAGCCCUCUGUUCAACACCAAGCAGUACACUAUGGAUCUGGAGAAGCUCUACCUGCAGAUGUGGGAGCGUCACGCCAGCGGCGGCAAGCCAGACCACCUGGUCAAACUGCAGCCCGUCGAGAGCAGCGAGAGCGCCUGAAGUCCUGGACCCUGGGUACGUCCCAAAUGGCACCCUAUUCAGUACACUGCUUAUGACCAGGACCUAAAGAGGACGUGGACAAAUGUAGUGCACUACAAAAAAAGGAACAGGGUGCUAUAUGGGAUGCAGCCCCCGACCAGAUGUCCCAUCGAUCGAUGCACGCCGCCCCACCCUGACCUCUAACCUCACCACCUGACCCUGUCCAACUCCAGCCGCCCCACCCUGACCUCUAACCUCACCACCUGACCCUGUCCAACUCCAGCCGCCCCACCCUGACCUCUAACCUCACCACCUGACCCUGUCCAACUCCAACCGCCCCACCCUGACCUCUAACCUCACCACCUGACCCUGUCCAACUCCAGCCGCCCCACCCUGACCUCUAACCUCACCACCUGACCCUGUCCAACUCCAGCCGCCCCACCCUGACCUCUAACCUCACCACCUGACCCUGUCCAACUCCAGCCGCCCCACCCUGACCUCACCACCUGACCCUGUCCAACUCCAGCCGCCCCACCCUGACCUCACCACCUGACCCUGUCCAACUCCAGCCGCCCCACCCUGACCUCUAACCUCACCACCUGACCCUGUCCAACUCCAGCCGCCCCACCCUCUAACCUCACCCCCUGUCCAACUCCAGCCCCUCCAGAGCAGUAGAAGCGCCUGGGCUGGAACUGACCCCCACUCGCCCUUCUCUCUACCCCUCCUGCCCAAAGCUUCGCGCCUAUCUGCUCCUAUUUAGCCCCUUUCAACCCUCCCCUGUGACUUGGACUCUUGUCUGUUGUAGAGCCUGCAGGUGUGUCCACCGUCUCAUCACCUCAUCCCACCUUCUCCCUCCUCCACUCUAGUCAUAUCCCAUCCAUGUCUGUUUCCCUGAGCCAGACUGAGCCAGAACCACUUUGCUCUUCACCUGAGACUCUUCCCCAAACCACAGCUUCCAUACAGGGUACGAGAGGACGAGGUGGAACACCCUCUCCAUCCCGCCCUCCAUCCAGCGCCUGGAAGAGACUCCCCGUGGCUUCUUCUCUUCUCUGUGUGUGUAUAUGGGGCUUGUUACACAAGCCUGCAUCAAUGUUUUUCCAUCGCAAUGUAAUAAUGUAAUCUGCAGUAAGAGUAUAAAGGGACUGUUGCACCGCAGUCUGAACAUCUAGUAACUCUAGUCUUGAAGUAAAAACGUUGAAUCAGCUUAAACAGUUUGUUUUUUUCAUCUUAGGCUAUUGGUUAUUCAGGAUGAGAGUAGAUGCCGGUGUUUAUUAUCACAUUUCAGAGAGAAAGAUCAUAACCGCUCCCUUCCCCCACCACCACCAAAUGCCAACUUUAAGGAUUUUGUCAUGUUUCAAUGUAAGAAAACAAAAAAAUACUCUCAAUUGCUUUGUCCUCUUGUUCGAUGUCACGCACUAUGCUGGUUAAGACCAAACCGUAUGGAUAAACUGGACAGACAGGAGGUUCUUGUCAGUACGACCCAUUUGAAAGGCCCUGUAUUUCUUUCACCCUUAGUUAUGCCCACCUCUCCCUACGUAAUGAUUGAUUUUAUCACUUCAACCAGGAAUGGCCUAGGUAAGUAUUUUCUAAGCAGUUUUAGUUUUGUUACUGGUCUUUCUGUGAACUGUUUUAUUUAAGCUUUGUCUGGUAUGCUGCAAGGCUCUGACUCCAUUUCUGUUGAAAUAAAGAAAAAUAUGGUAAACCUCU